Aspergillus niger is the source of this 465-nucleotide messenger RNA. RefSeq lists its product as uncharacterized. The coding region runs from base 1 to 465 and encodes 154 amino acids. The transcript is spliced from 2 exons. Lineage: Eukaryota; Fungi; Ascomycota; Eurotiomycetes; Eurotiales; Aspergillaceae. The record is from RefSeq and is a predicted model, not a curated record.
AUGAGUCCGAUCAACAGUCUCUGGUUCAAGUGGAAGAGCCUUCGCCUACCCUGGCGCAGGUCCUUCCUCGUCGUACAACAACAGCUGACAACGCACCCCCGGAAAACUACAGCCCAAUGGCACCAAUGGCUUCGCUACGUCCGCGCAGACCCCCCGUCCAUCCAAGAACAACAACAAGACAUCAUCCGACAAAUGCAAAUCAAGGAAUUAGCCCGUCUGGCCGAUGAACGCUGGGCCAGCAAAGCAUCGUAUCUGGAUAUGCCCAAAACCCAACAACAACCGCUCCCCGCCACCAACACGAGUGAUGCGACGGUAGCCCAAGCAAACAAAAGCUCUUCGGAGGAUACGCAGACGGCAACGGCGGAGGCUGCGAAGAAGGAUGACCCCUGGGCGAAGGCGGCGGCAGGCGCUCCGGGUCAGAAGUGGCAGCCUGAUUCGUGGAGCCCGACUGCGUCGAAGAGAUGA